UACAUCCUCCUCACUGUCUCUUCAAACCUAAACCAAUUGUCUAGCAAGUCAAAUUGCUCUCUCUCACACACACAAAAAGCACCAUUACGUCAACGUAUAAUUAAAAAUGGCAUCUCCGGAGAUCCAGCUCGCCGCCGGAAACGCCACCGCGCCGUCGAAAGCAGACGCGAAACGCAGACGCAGACGCAGCGUCUCGAUGAACCUCUCCUUGACCUCCGUGUUGACCAACUUCCACGCCGGAUACUUCCGCAUCAGCCUCUCCCUCGCCGGCCAAGCCCUGCUCUGGAAAACCAUCGCCAGGCGGCGCGUGAUCCCCACGCUCCACCCGUCGUCGGAGGUGGUGGCGGUGAUAUGGUCUGUGGCCGUGCUCAGCCUCCUCCUCCUCUCCUCCGUCUACCUCCUCAAGUGCGUCCUCUGCUUCAGGAUGGUGAAGUCGGAGUUCCUGCACGAGGUGGGAGUGAAUUACCUCUUCGUCCCUUGGAUCUCGUGCCUUUUGCUCCUCCAAUCCGCACCGUUUUGGGGUCCUGAAACGACGCCGUAUUUGGUGUUCUGGUGGGUGUUCGCCGUUCCGGUCAUCGUCCUCGACGUCAAGAUUUACGGGCAGUGGUUCACGAAGGGGAAACGUUUCCUCACGGCCGUUGCUAAUCCCACGAGCCAGAUGUCCGUCAUCGGCAACCUCGUCGGUGCGUAUGGAGCGGGGGAGAUGGGGUGGAAGGAGAGCGCGGUGUGCCUAUUUGCAUUAGGGAUGGUACACUACCUGGUGCUGUUCGUGACGCUUUCCCAGCGUCUCUCCGGCAGCGAGCGGCUUCCGGCCAUGCUCCGGCCGGUCUUCUUCCUGUUCUUCGCGGCCCCGAGCAUAGCCAGCCUCGCCUGGCAAUCCAUCUCCGGCGGCUUCCGCACUCCCUCCAAGAUGCUCUUCUUCCUCUCCCUCUUCAUCUUCACCUCUCUUGUGAUAAGGCCGGCGUUAUUCAAGAGAUCGAUGAAGAGAUUCAACGUGGCGUGGUGGGCGUACUCGUUCCCGGUGACCGUACUAACGCUCGCGUCGAUAGAAUACGCGCAAGAAGUGGACCAAGUCGUCCCCCGUUGCGUAAUGAUCAUCCUUCUCGCCCUCUCCGUCAUCGUCGUCGUCUCUCUCGCCGCUUUCACCCUUCUCAACUCCAAAAUGCUCUUACCCGACAACGAUCCCAUCGCUUCUCUCCUCCUCAACCGUUUGCCUACUUGAUUUUUUCCACGUGCUUUUAUGUUUUUUUUUCUAUUAAUUAUUUUCCUUCUAUAUAUGUUCCGUGUGUUUUGUAGAACUGUCGUUUCAUCAUAUCCAUACGUACCAAAGAUCCAACCUCCUUUAGAACAUUAGUGUUUGUCAAUAGGGAUAGGGAUGAAUAUG
Messenger RNA from Tarenaya hassleriana, 1384 nucleotides. RefSeq names its product S-type anion channel SLAH4-like. Gene Ontology annotation, biological process: transmembrane transport; intracellular monoatomic ion homeostasis. Gene Ontology annotation, molecular function: voltage-gated monoatomic anion channel activity. Gene Ontology annotation, cellular component: membrane. The transcript has 3 exons. The coding region runs from base 107 to 1222 and encodes 371 amino acids. NCBI's taxonomy places the organism in Eukaryota, Viridiplantae, Streptophyta, Magnoliopsida, Brassicales, Cleomaceae. The record is from RefSeq and is a predicted model, not a curated record.